GAAGAGUAUCUAUCCACUGUCUACGUUACCAGGUAAAUCAUUUACAUGUAUAAGGAAAAGGAGGGGUCCUAGAAUACUACCCUGUGGCACCCCAUGUUUUAUAUCUUGUAGUUCUGAUAGCUGUUUCCCUUGAUUGUGUGACACUUCUACUGCUUGUUUUCUGUUCUGCAGAAAUGACUUUAUGAUAUCAAGAGCAGUUCCUCUAAUUCCAUAGUGGUGUAGCUUCAUUAUUAAUACGUGGUGAUUGACAAGAUCAAAAGCUUUAGAUAAGUCACAAAAAACACCAACUGGGAUUUGUCCUUGAUCUAGGCCUGCAGAGAUUAUAUUAAUAAGUUCAAAUGCAGCUGACACUGUAGAUUUUUCCUUCUGUACAGUACAGUGUUGGCAGAACAAGAACAACAUUACCAUUAGCAGUGUUUUUUAUUUAAUUUAUUUAUUUAUUCAUUUAUUCAAUUAACAUGUCUACUCUAAUUUUAUAUGUUCUUAACAAAAUGAACCACAUGCAGUGAAGUUACGAGUCAAGACUUUUUGAGGAAUAUGCCUACAGACAUAUUAAUUGACUAUGUUGGCCGGAGGAUGAACACAACAAAAAAUAAAGUUGCACCUGGCAGAGAGACAAGUGUUGCAAACAUACAAGAGAGUGAAUGUAAGGACCAAACAGCAAUGUCUAUCAGAAGAAGUUGUCACUUGUGUUGGGACAGUAAAUAUUUCACAGUUCAUUUUUAUGCACUCGCUGUGGACGCUCAUACUCAACGAAGAGUAACCUAUCCAGACAUCAACGAUUUGAGUGUGGUGUUAUUCGUCAGUUUGUUUGCUAUCUGUGUGAUAAAAAGUUCACACACAGCCAUAAUCUGUCUAGGCAUAUAACAUUUUAUCACAAAUAUUAUGACUGAAGCUAUCGAGAAGCUAAUGGAGGAAGAGAUUAACAAGACAACCAAUCACAUGAUCAGUAAACAAAAAUUCAAAAACAUUGAACACUUCAAAUUUCUGAGUGUAGUGAUAUGGGAAGAAAAUCAGACAAGUAGACGCGUAAAUGAGACUGUAAAUGAUAAUAGAGUCUACUACUCAACAUAUAAACGUCUAGGGUCUAAUCUACUGAUAAGGAAUACCAAAAUGAAGCUGUACAACACAGUCAUCAGACCAGUCCUAACCUAUGGAGCAGAAACAUGGAGAAGAACACCAGCAAUGAGUUUUAGAGGAAAAAAUGUAUUUAUAGGUACACAAAAGAUUUUAUGGCAUAAUUCUGUAGGAAGAGAGGUUCAGAUAGACUGCAGUAGCAAGGUUCUUUGGGAAAUGUGGCAGGUCUUUUGGAAGAGAAGGGUACAUAAUUGUAGUAGGGUAAGUGGUUAAUAUAGAACAUAUGUUAUUAGUGUCCAUUAAAAAAAAAUUAGGAGCUUGGUCAUACUGAAUGGUAUUAUUCCAGAGCUGGGUUCCUGCUACUGAAUGGGAUCUAGAGGAGGUUCAGGAAGAUCAUUAAGAUAGGGUAGGUAAUAAGAGAACUGUCUACUUGGUCAUACAGUAAGAGAGAGAGUGUGUGGAAAUUACUGAGCCUGCUUGCAACGACAGAAUAGCUGUGCAUAUAAUGGUGAAAUAUGAUCAUUAAGUUGAAUGUCACAGAGACGUCAUGUGCAGGCAUUCAUCAUCAGCUCUGAGUGUCCGCGUUCUCACUUCCCGCGCACGGGGUCCCGGGUUUGGUUCCCGGCAGGGUCAGGGAUUUUCUGUGCCUCAAGAUAACUGGGUGUUGGGUGUCUUUCAUCAUCAUUUCAUACUCAUUCACUCGCAAGUCGCCGUAGUGGCGUUAAAGAACUUGUGGAGCAGCGGACGAACUGCCCCGCGAGGUGCCUCCCAGCCACCAAUGCCAUACGCUCAUUAUUAUCAACUCUGAGUGACGAGCUUUCCUGAUAAAGACCUCAGUUGUAACAUUGCAAUUUUGUGAGAGUUCCUGUUGGCAAAAUGUCAGAUAUGUGUAAAACCAUUCCCUUGCAUUGUGUUAUAGAUUCUAACUGUUAAGUUCAGCAAGGAAAAAAAAGAACAAAAUCUACAAUCUCAAGAUUUUGCUAAAAUCUAAAAAGUUUGUAAUAGUCACCCCUUAUCUAUCCAUGCCUGUCUUUUAUGUCUAUGAAAUCAGAUGGUAUAUUAAAAACAAAGAUUCCAAGACUUACCAAGCGGGAAAGUGCCGGUAGACAGGCACAACAAAAUAACACACAAACACACACACACACACAAAAUUUCGAGCUUUCGCAACUGGCGGCUGCUUCGUCAGGAAAGAGGGAAGGAAAAGGAAAGAUGAAAGGAUGUGCGUUUUAAGGGAGAGGGUAAGGAGUCAUUCCAAUCCCGGGAGUGGAAAGACUUACCUUAGGGGGAAAAAAGGAUGGGUAUAUACUCUCGCUCGCGCGCGCACACACACACACACACACACACACACACACACACACACACACACACACACACAAAAGCAGACAUAUUUGAUCAGAUGUUAUGCUAUAUUGCUUGCAAGAGCAUGCUUGGUAUUUGUCUAGUAGGUUGUCUGAUGUUACAUAGUUAGCAAGCUGAUUGUAGAGUACUCCCUCUUGAAUUUUCUUGUGGGUUUUCAUUAAGGGUAA
Molecule: messenger RNA, 2603 nt
Organism: Schistocerca gregaria
Lineage: Eukaryota; Metazoa; Arthropoda; Insecta; Orthoptera; Acrididae
Exons: 2
Coding region: 538-867 (109 amino acids)
Source: RefSeq, a predicted model, not a curated record